CAGUCAGUCAGUGAGAGCGCCUCCACGGGAGCAGUCGCGUUGCCACAGUGCCCGGAGGUCGCCCGCCAACAGCGUUCCUCCACCAUCACUACUACCACAACUACCACCAUCACUACUAGCCAGCCCGCCUCCUGCAGCUAGCUACUACUACUACUACCAACACCACCUACCUCCACACAUACUACCACCACCACUCCACGCCACCACCACCACCACCAUCACGUUCUCACUCAAGAAGCAACGCAACGCUACCUACGUCUAGUCGUUAACUCGAAUCUCAUUAAGUUAUUCGUUAUAUUUAUUUAUUAUUUAUUAAGCCCGGCAGCGAUUUUUUUGCCGCCGACGAUAAUCUUGAUCUCAUAAGAUAAUCGAGUCAGCUGUUGUCACAAACCAAAGACACACAACCUCCUCUUCCGGCUAAUGUACCUCAAGCAUCAAGAGAGAGACACAAAACUUUAACAAGGUUGUGAUUAUACCCAGUGUGUGUGUGUGUGUGUGUGUGUACUUACCAAGACCUUCCACCAGAGAACUCCUUACAGUCAUCUCACUCACAAAAACUCGUAGUGUGGGGGAAGUGAGACCCGUGUGGACUAGUGAGUGAAGUGAAUCCUCAACUAUCAUACGAGUUGAGUGGUGAAACGGCCUGGCCCACAGCGGCGCCCACAACACACAUCCUUGUUCACCACCACACCACACCCCUCCCCCCUCGUCACCACUCACCACCACGCCUUCACCACCUACUGUGAUAACGCCGUGUCCUUUGUAAAGAUUUUUUAUGUGAUCUGCACCAACACAUCUUUAAAUCCUCGUAGUGUGGUGUGCUGGGGACGUCCUCUACCACCACCACCACCACCACACCACAAACUGCCUUAAUAACCCAGUGACGUUGUUGUCGCUGUCGCCUGGUUGGUUGGUUCCUGGUCUUAUCACCACGGCUAUUACCACAACUACCAACACCACAACUACUACUAUUACCACCACCCCAGCUGCCGUCGCUAUUGUUAUUGAUACACUUACACCACCACCACCACCUACACCUCCUGUUGGUACCACACAGACACCCACCACUACCACCGCCUUACACUAACACCACCACUACUACCACCCCCUACACUCGGUACCGAUACACAGCCAAGAUGGGGCGUAAGAAGAUUCAAAUCUCUCGGAUAACCGACGAACGGAACAGACAGGUGACAUUCACAAAACGCAAGUUUGGUCUGAUGAAAAAAGCAUAUGAGUUGUCGGUGUUGUGUGACUGUGAGAUCGCACUCAUCAUCUUUAACUCUAGCAACAAACUAUUCCAAUAUGCAUCCACGGAUAUGGACAAGGUCCUGCUCAAGUACACCGAGUAUAAUGAACCUCAUGAAUCCAGGACCAAUAAUGAUAUCGUCGAGGCUCUUAACAAAAAGGAACACAAAAAUGGUCUACAGUCCCCUGACUCACCUGACCCUGAACAAGAGUACUCUCUGACACCCCGCACUGAGGCGAAGUACAACAAGAUUGAUGAAGAAUUUACCCUGAUGAUGCAGCGCAACCAGAUCAAUGGCAGUCGACAACCAGUAGGACUAAACAACUACAACAGCAUGGCAGUGACCGUACCUGUUAAUAAUACAAACUAUGAUCCGGCCCUAAUGCAGCCCUCACCACAAAUGUCUCAUGCCUCUCUCUCACCACGACCUGGAUCAUCAAGUGGAAUGCUAGACAUGAAUGGCUCUAAUGGCUACCCUGGCUCAACUUCUCCUCUACCCCAUGGAGGAGCACCGUCACCUGGACUAGUGCCUCGGCCACAUUCGUCAAAGACCCAUUCUCCUACCAGACCAAAUCUUCGUGUUCUCAUUCCUAACUCACAAGCACAGACCACUCCACGACCAGGAUCGCCCUCACUAAACACGCCAGUAGUAUCACUUCAGUCAAAUGUGAACCCCUCAAUGACGUAUUCUUCACUCAACUCAUUCUCACAUCAGGACUUCCCACUCAAUGCUGAUAUCUCUCUCAAUCCUCUAAACAGUCUUCACCAGUGGAACAGUGGAUCACUGGCAAUGUCACAUGCGGGUCUGCCUCAUCUCAGUGUCAGUUCCUCCACACCACCACCGGCCGCCUCCCCGCCUGUCAGGAUCAAGUCAGAACCCAUCAGUCCUCCUCGUGAUCCCAAUUGCAUCCCUGCUUCUCACCUGCAAAGACCAGCCUCUACAGACCCUGGCCACCUGUCACCUGCACCACCUUCACAUAUGGGUCCAUCUUCCAACCAUCCUGGGCACAGUCUGUACACCAAUGCACUCUCAGGUCACUUGACUCCAACUUCACAUGCUUCACCUGAAGGGGCCUCCCACCACAGUGACUAUGACACCCCGUUGAGCAAACGGCCGAGAAUUUCAGAAAAUUGGGCCCCCAAUUCGUGAGGUGCAAGAAGGGCCACCACGUGCACCAGUGAGAGGACACUCAGUGCUGCGUGAACAGUGCCUGGCGAGCAGGGGGUGCCGUCCCUAGGGUCAAGAAACCCUCACAAUCGUGCCCCCACCGCCUCUGCCUCUAUGGACCACAACGGUUGUUAACUGUACAAAAAAAGACUUGGGGAGCAGUGUGUGUGUCCUUCGCCGUGUGUGUGAGUGUCAGUGCCGCACUACCGUGACAGUGCCAAGAGAGGAGCUGCAGCCCUGCUCCCCGGCCUCCUGUGUUUGUGAAUCACAUUCCCUUACUCCCUUCUGCCAGUCCUGCUCCAGCCUGCCCACCUGCAACAGCCCUCCAGCCUCUUACAGGCACUGGUGACUGGCAAAUUCAAGAGGACAGUUCAAUGCCUUCUCAAGUCUGGUAGGCCGAGGGCUGUCAACACUGCCUCUUGGCAGAUGAAAAAUUAAUUCACUGCCCACCUGGUUAAGGGCUGAGAAAGUCAUUGCCAAGCAUCUAUGUAAAUGUGACCUACAUGUCAUUAUCUGCAUGGUUGACUUUAGGUUGCUGGCUAUCUUAUCCCAGUUUUGGAUUGUCUCCUGCCUGUAUGAUAACGGCAAAGGAUGCAUCCUGCCCAGUUGAAAAGGGUCAUUCUUAACAUUACUGCAUCGACUGCAGUUCACAAGUCUGUCACCGCCACCUAUGUACUUGUUAGUUCUGGCUCAAUGUAAAUAAGCAAAAGACAUGAUUAUUUUUACUCUUUGUACAUAUUGGCCUAUAUGAUAAGAUUGCCUGGUACUUGGUGUGUGGUGGUGCUGGUGGAGGCAAGGGAGGCAAGCAGCAGUGUGGGCUGCCUCCCCCACCACCCCAUACUGCCGCCCUCUGUACCUCUCGUAUGGUCUUUCUUUGUACCUUGUGCCUCACCUUACUGUGUAAGAAGUUGUAGCCUCUAGUAACUGUGGACAGUAGUGCGUGGCCAGUGUGCGCUGCAUCGUGGUGUGGUGGUGGUGGCAGACUGGAGAUGGUAGAUGGGCGGUGGCAGCUGUGGGCAUCACUAGGCCCUGUAUGUGUGCCUUGCUGGCCACCAUCGUUCCUCCAGCUCUAGGUGGUCCAACAUUGCUGCCACCCAUCCAUUCCUGUGGUUACUGCCACCCACCACGGGGCUCGGCCCACAGGAAGGAGGAGCCAGCUGUACCAUACCAAAUACAACACUAACUGUCGAUACAUAAACAUUUAGACUGUGUUGACUUAACGUUGUUUGUAUAAAUACAAAGUCUAGAUUCUUAAUAAUUUAUAUGAUACUGCUAAUGUAUAAUUCUUAAAGAAAUGUUUAUAGUUAUAUUUGAUUAUAAUAAAUCAAAACACCUAGUUUCUAAGCAAAGACACUAAACCCAUUACCCUAAGCAUAUGUUGCACCUUGUUGUGGCGUGAUUACCGUGUACCACAGGCCGGCGUGCUGGGGCUCAGUGGGAUUGGGGGGUGUAGGGGCCCAAGCAUAGCUUCCUCACACCCAUGUACUGUAAAGUAAGAAAUAUUCCCAGUAAUGCUAUUGAUUCUGAAUGUUUAAUUUUAUGCAUAUUAAAACCUUUUUCUAUUAAAAGAAAUACUGUCAUAUAGAAGCUAGAAAAGUAUUAAAGUAUGUCAUAAUAAUUUAUGGUGACUUACUAAAUUGGUAUUGUACUGUACAAAUAUGAAGGUAUGACUAUUAUCUGUGAUGUACAUAGUGCAAUUCAAUGGGUCCCAUUCACUGCUGUAACCUAGAAAUAUAUGUUUUUUGGUGAAUGGUGUGCUCGUGCAGAGCAGACAUAGCUGCAAUUGUUAAGUGAUAAUCAUGCUGGUAACUGGUCAUAUAAUAAUUUAUUUCUGCUCAUUGAGUUGGCUCUGGCUUGUAAACAGUACUUCAUUGUCCAGUUUUUGUAGGAUGCCCCUCACAGAAUAUACUAAUAGCAUAACUGAGCACAGGGAGAAUCACUGUCCAUAUGAUCAUGGUGCAUGUAUCAAGACAAAUGUUAAAGUAUUACAGCAGGCCAGAGCACAUUUGGUGAGUGUGGGUUGAAAUUAUAAUUCUCCAUUUAGGUAGAAUUGAGACCAGAAGGUUUGUGUGAGGCAUAUCCAACUGUCCCCCACCCCCUUUCCCCCCGCCAGCAGCCCCCGUCCUUAUGUUCUGACAACAAGUUACAUGUUUGUGUAGAGUAAGUAUACUAUUAAUAUUUUUUUGUUAGUGAAAUAGAAGCAUUUUGUGUGAAUUUUGGCAUGUUAUUCAAUAAAAUCUGAAUAACAUAA
Molecule: messenger RNA, 4668 nt
Organism: Homarus americanus (American lobster)
Lineage: Eukaryota; Metazoa; Arthropoda; Malacostraca; Decapoda; Nephropidae
Gene: Mef2
Product: myocyte-specific enhancer factor 2-like
Exons: 8
Coding region: 1137-2399 (420 amino acids)
Biological process (GO): cell differentiation; positive regulation of transcription by RNA polymerase II
Molecular function (GO): protein dimerization activity; DNA-binding transcription factor activity, RNA polymerase II-specific; RNA polymerase II cis-regulatory region sequence-specific DNA binding
Source: RefSeq, a predicted model, not a curated record